AAGCAACUAAGCAAGUAAGCAACACACACUUUUUAAUUUCUGACAACGUUGCUUGGCCAUGCUUUUAGAUUUUACGUCGUCUGCUACCUACUAUUAUUGUUUGAACCUUUGAAAUUCAAUUUGUGUUUCCGAUUACGCAUCACGUCACUGUAUGCGUUGAUUCUAUUUCCAAUACAAAUUUAAACAUGGCAACUGACCACAAAACACUGCAACCAUUGGAAUUUUACAAGACUUUCCUUGAUCGCAAGUCACGCCCAGACGGUCGGAAACUGCUGGAAUUCAGAAAAAUGACUCUAAAUGCUGGUUCCAUAGGAACAGCUGAUGGCUCAGCUAUUGUCAAAUGUGGAAAUACUACUGUCAUUUGUGGCAUCAAAGCUGAACUAGCUGCUCCAGAAAGAGAGGAGCCUUCUAAAGGCUUCAUCAUCCCAAAUGUGACACUGCCAUCCUUAUGUUCUUCACAAAUAAAAUCUGGCCCUCCUGGAGAAACAGCUCAAGCUGCUACCCAGUUUAUAGCUGAAUUAGUCAAUAACAAUAUUAUUAUGGACUUGGAAACAUUGUGCAUAAAGGUUUCAAAAUGGGCUUGGGUUCUUCAUUGUGAUCUACUCUGCAUUAACCUUGAUGGGAGUUUACUAGAUGCUUGUGUGAUGGCAUUAGUAGCUGCACUGAAAAAUUUGAAACUUCCCAUUGUGAGUUAUGAUGAGGAGAUGGACAAACUAGUUUCCAACCCAGAUGAAAAAAUGAGUUUUGACACAAUUAAGCAGCCAGUUACAUCAACAUUCUCCUUAUUUGAUAAUGGUAUUUUGAUCAGUGAUCCUACAUUUGAAGAGGAGCAGUUGGCUGCUGGAUUAACAUCUAUUACCAUGGAGGGUACUUCAGUUACACAUAUGUAUAAGCCAGGAGGAUGUACUUUAGAUGAGAAACAGGUGAAAAAACUUAUUCAGCAAUCAGAAUUGAAAACAAAGGAGGUUGCAAGAUUGAUUGAAGAGGCUUGUUCAUCAUCUAUUGCUGAACGAUGAAAUUGUUCGUCAUUCCUUGUUUGGUAUUGAAAAUAAUACAGUUUCAAAUGUCAGUUUCAA
Daphnia pulicaria is the source of this 1076-nucleotide messenger RNA. RefSeq names its product exosome complex component RRP43-like. Bases 186 to 1016 code for a protein of 276 amino acids. Lineage: Eukaryota; Metazoa; Arthropoda; Branchiopoda; Diplostraca; Daphniidae. The record is from RefSeq and is a predicted model, not a curated record. Gene Ontology annotation, cellular component: cytoplasmic exosome (RNase complex); nuclear exosome (RNase complex). Gene Ontology annotation, biological process: nuclear polyadenylation-dependent rRNA catabolic process; U5 snRNA 3'-end processing; nuclear polyadenylation-dependent mRNA catabolic process. The transcript has 7 exons.